AUGUCAGACUCCGAUUCAACGAUCACGCAAUCGCCUAGACGCCUCCGAUGGGACCCGCGUUCAAUUUCACACGUCAUACUCGAACUAACCAACACAGUUACGGCUCUCGAAGCGACCUACCCAGAGGCGGUACACGAUCACGACUCACAGACCCUACGCUGGUCUGAAGACAUGGCCUGCUGGGACUAUAAAGUUGGCCAACUGGGAAAGAAGGUUAAAAAGGCGGCGAAAUGCUACCGGAAGUUGUCUAAUGAGAACAGGCUAUCCAGGAAUGACCCAGCGCUACGUUCGGAGUUGGCGGAGGCUUGGGCAAUGCUGGUAAUUCUGUUCAGCAAUAGAGCAAACCUCUAUAAUAUGGUGUGCAAAAGAGCAGUGAGGAGACCGACGGACGACGAUUUGAGAGUGUUGAGCACCCUUGAUUUCGUGCCGAAGCGGCAGAAUUUCAACAUCGUGGACUAUGAGGCUAUCCUGGCAGCAAUAAGGAUGGUUUGA
Molecule: messenger RNA, 492 nt
Organism: Morchella sextelata
Lineage: Eukaryota; Fungi; Ascomycota; Pezizomycetes; Pezizales; Morchellaceae
Exons: 1
Coding region: 1-492 (163 amino acids)
Source: RefSeq, a predicted model, not a curated record